This is a messenger RNA of Aspergillus terreus NIH2624, 1134 nucleotides long. RefSeq lists its product as uncharacterized. The record is from RefSeq and is a predicted model, not a curated record. Lineage: Eukaryota; Fungi; Ascomycota; Eurotiomycetes; Eurotiales; Aspergillaceae. The coding region runs from base 1 to 1134 and encodes 377 amino acids. The transcript is spliced from 4 exons.
AUGGCCAGUCUAGGUCCAGCCUAUGGACGCGCCUUUGCAAAGGAGACAUGGACCCUGUACGGGGUGGGAAUACUGGGGGUGAUUCUGCGAUUUGCGGCACGAAUACGCCGUCUGGGAAUCCGGAACCUCCAAGCCGAUGACUAUCUCAUGUUGUUCGCCGUGGUCUGGUAUACGUUACUAUGUGUGUCCCUCAAUCAGGUUGCGUCGGGGGGAGGGUCCAAUCUGAUGGACGAGAACGACAUCCGGAACCUCACGCCGGCUAUCAAAGCGGAGCGAGUCAAGGGUAGCAAAUGGGUGUUUGUGUCGGAGCAUUCGUUUGUCCUCGCCAUCUGGGCGAUGAAGUCCUGCAUGCUCGUCAUCUACGCUCGUAUCACAGAGGGCCUGAAACAGCGCAAAUGGGUCAACUACCUCGCCAUCUACGUCGCCUGCGGGUUUGUCGCCGUCGAGCUCUCCCUCUUUCUCAUCUGUCGGCCGCUGUCGAACUACUGGGCCGUCCCGACACCCGAUGCCCAAUGCUCCACGUACCAGUACUACGAAAUCGUGCAGGGGUGCAUCUCCAUCUCGGCCGACAUCUUCAUGCUGCUCAUCGGCAUGCCGUUGCUCGUGCAGGUGCGCGUGCCACUCAAGCAGAAGAUGAUCCUGGUCCUCCUCUUCGGCAUGGGCAUCUUCGUCAUCGUCGCCGCCGUCCUCAACAAGGUCUACUGCCUGGUGCCCGCGCUGAUCUCCUACGUCUACAUGAACUGGUACUUCCGCGAGGCCACCGUCGCCAUCCUCGUCACCAACCUGCCGCUGAUCUGGUCGCUGCUGCGCGACGUCUUCCCCGCCUUGCGCAGCUGGAGCGCCUCCAGGCGCGGCACCGACCGCUACCGCUCCGGCCCCUGGAACAGCAAGGCCUCCGGCUACCCGCGCUACGGCCAACAGAGCCAGCUGCGCUCCGGCGACUUCGACCUGCAGAGCUACCACCGCAGCAUCGUCACCCCGCAGAAGGCCGUCUCCGAUGCGAGCUACCAGGCCAGCGACGACCGCGACAUCAGCGACGACGGGUCCGAUCGCGCCCUGCGCAUCCGACAAGACGUGACGGUGACGGUGGAGCGUGAAUCGCGCCCGCCCAAUUACGGCCAGCCGCAGCCAUGA